Solanum stenotomum is the source of this 660-nucleotide messenger RNA. RefSeq lists its product as uncharacterized. The coding region runs from base 1 to 660 and encodes 219 amino acids. The record is from RefSeq and is a predicted model, not a curated record. The transcript has a single exon. Lineage: Eukaryota; Viridiplantae; Streptophyta; Magnoliopsida; Solanales; Solanaceae.
AUGGACGGAGAAGCAAGUUUUUCUUCAAUGGCACCAACAACUUGUAAUGUAGAAAGUUAUCAGAUCUGGGCAAUCCGAAUGCAGCCAUAUCUAGAAGCUUUGGAUCUGUGGGAAGCUGUAGAAGAUCAUUACGAGAUUGUUCCCUUACCAAACAAUCCCACAAUCGCGCAGAUUAAAAAUCACAAGGAAAGGAAAACCAUGAAAUCAAAGGCAAACGCAUGCUUGUUUACAACAGUUUCAUCCACCGUCUUUACUCGCAUUAUGCCCCUGAAGUCAGCAAAAGAGGUAUGGUAUUAUCUCAAGGCUGAGUAUGAAGGAGAUGAAAGAAUUCGAGGGAUGCAACUGCUAAAUUUAUUGCGUGAGUUUGAGCUGCAAAGGAUGAAAGAAAGUGAAACCAUAAAUGAGUAUUCAGACCGACGUCUUAAUAUAGUAAAUCGAGUCAGAUUAUUGGAUUCCACUUUUAACGAUUCAAGGAUUGUCGAGAAAAUCCUUGUAACAGUACCUAAAAAAUUUGAGGCUACUGUUACAACCUUAGAAAAUACUAAGGACUUGUCCAAAAUUACACUAGCGGAGCUCUUAAGUGCUUUUCAAGCACAAGAGCAACGACGUGUAAUGAGACAGGAAGGAGUUGUUGAAGGAGCCCUAUUAGUUAAACAUUAA